AUGAAACGCAAAGCCGAUCAAGAACCGCUAGGAUCGGACUCACAUCCUGCAAAACAACAAGUUCCUGAGCGGGACACUGUUCCUCUACCGUUGAUACAGGAAAAUCUCUCUCUCUUAGAACUAGAGACAAGGGGCCCGAAGAGUAACCUGUUCUCGGGCCCCGAGGCAAGGUACCGCGGACAGGGGGCCCCGUGGAGUCCGUCCGCCGCUAGGAAUGCUACAAGACUUCCGGGCAAUGUGCCCAAUAUUCCAUUAUCAAUAUCUUCAUUGUCGAGUACGAGAUCGCCGUCGCCGUCCCCGCAGAAACAAAGGGGCUUCUCCAAACAGAAUGACUCGACAUAUCGCACUAGCACGUUGUUUCGCGCCAGUAUCUUCGUUGACGCGGAGAUGCCGAGAACUGUCCGAGACUUAGUUGGUAGUGUGCUAGAUGUGUCGGAACCUUUGUCUAUGGAGAUAAAGGACCUGGCAUCAAAGAUUCAGCGCGAGUCGGUGGAGCUGGCCGCUUUGCAAGCGGGCAAAGCCGAAUGGACAGAGAUUUUCCACGACGCGAUCAAGGGUCUAAAAUCCACUGAUCUCUUGUCAGUACGAAAUAGAGACUGGCGUGGUGAUGUUACGCCCGAAGUUCACCAGCCUGCCGACACUGUCCUCUCUGUCUGGGGCGAAUCUGCUCCGCCUUCAUCUUCGGGACAACAUCUAGGGAGCACGUUCUCUCUCAGGACCCCUAGACCCGAUGUGUCGGUGGGAAUUACUGAUGCAUCUCUCGCAUCGGUACUACGCCCUGCGCGAGGCGACAAUGCGCGAUUCUUCCUUAAUGACCUCCAAGACACGGAAGCUCUCAUCAGCGACCCCGGUCUGACCCGGUUGCACUUACGCUUUCCUUUCUUUGUCAUCGAAACGAAAUCAGGCGCAGCCGGUGGCAAUCUGUAUCAAGCACAGAAUCAGUCCGCCGUGAGCGGGGCCUCUGCGAUUAACAUCCUGAGGGGCAUUAACGAGCUCUAUGAGCUGGAAUACCCCAAACGACAUGGUGGGAAAGAGGCACAUUCCACCGUUGACCUUCCAUUACUGGCGUUUUCCAUGACUACGGAAGGUCCCGUCUGCGAGAUAUGGGCCCAUUUCUGGGACCCAACCAAGAAGGGGUAUUGUAUGACGAAUAUGGGGAUUUGGCGAACAACAAGCGAGGCUGGUUCUCUCGAGGUUGUGUCCAGAAUGUCCCGCAUAUUGAGAUGGGGCUCAGGAGGUCUCAAGAUUGCUAUUGCCGAACGACUGUCCAACUUGUACAAGAUCUGGUCAUGA
This is a messenger RNA of Aspergillus affinis, 1293 nucleotides long. RefSeq lists its product as uncharacterized. NCBI's taxonomy places the organism in Eukaryota, Fungi, Ascomycota, Eurotiomycetes, Eurotiales, Aspergillaceae. The transcript is spliced from 2 exons. The record is from RefSeq and is a predicted model, not a curated record. Bases 1 to 1293 code for a protein of 430 amino acids.